CUUUAUCAUUCGAUUUCUACCUCCCGGUGUUUGUGAAACAUGAAGCGGGCAAUUGUGCUGAGUUUUUUGAUAGCCUUGUGCGUGGUGAAAGUCACCAGCCAACGGCCCAAAACGUUGCGUGUGAUCGAUGACCUCAGAAAUACCGAACCGUACCACAAAAGUUACCGGGAUUUUGUUCUUGAAGAACUCAACAAGGCCCGAUUGAGCGCAUCGGAUGUAACUUCGGAUUUUUACCAAAACAUGGCCAACGUGAAGGAAAGCUACGUCAAACUGGCGCUCGAUGGCGAAGAAUCACUCCUGGACGAUGUCGACCGAAACGUUGGCGAUUCAGCGUGUUUGGAUUUUAUCCGUAACAGCACCGAGCACAACAUGUACAUGGCCGGAAUAUACUUUACCAACUGCAUCGAUGAGCUGGACGUGAAGUUGAGUGCGGAAACCUCCAGCGUUUAUUUGGAAAUGCAACAGGAUGAACGAAGCUAUAUCAACAACAAACUGUUGGACGUGUUCCGGCGAGAGAAUAUGGUGCUGGAUCCGGAAACCAUAAGCAACAAGUUCGAAAAGAAACAGGAAAGCUUGAAAAGCCUUCCGACCGGAGUUGUUAGUAAGCUGGCCUCGAUCGUUAACCGUUAUCGGGAUCGACUCGUUUCGGUGCGAAAUUUAUACGAGCAGUGUUUGAUCAAUAAUAAAAAUUUGUUGGACCUUAUUUUCGAAAAUACUGGAAGACAGCUAGCAACAAUCUGUCGUCACAGGGUCGUUUAAAAACGUUGCAUGAUUUAACCUUCAAUAUUUUUUAAUCUGAAGAUUCAAUAAAUGAAUAGAUAAAUUCA
This is a messenger RNA of Uranotaenia lowii, 827 nucleotides long. RefSeq lists its product as uncharacterized. The coding region runs from base 40 to 759 and encodes 239 amino acids. The transcript is spliced from 2 exons. Lineage: Eukaryota; Metazoa; Arthropoda; Insecta; Diptera; Culicidae. The record is from RefSeq and is a predicted model, not a curated record.